UUGUGCUCAUUUUUCUUAAUAUUCACCUUUAGCUAAUUAAAAACAUGGCCAAACUUCUCAACAACACCAUCUUUUGCAUUUUCUUUACAAUUGCAUUUCUUUCAUUGGCCAAGUUACUAUCCUUCUACCUAUCUAUACCUUUCCCUCUUAAGUACAUUUCACUUAUCCCUUUACUUCCCCUAAUAAUCAACUUCCUCUAUGUUAAGCCCCAAAACAACCUCCCACCUGGUCCAACAGCAGUCCCAAUUUUUGGUAAUUGGCUUCAAGUUGGCAGUGACUUGAACCAUCAACUCCUUGCCACCAUGUCACAAACCUAUGGUCCUAUAUUUUUACUAAAACUCGGUUCGAAAAACCUAGCCGUGGUAUCGAACCCGGAGCUAGCUAACCAAGUUCUACACACACAAGGGGUCGAGUUUGGGUCACGUCCAUGUAACGUUGUCUUCGAUAUAUUUACUGGUAAUGGACAAGACAUGGUGUUCACCAUUUACGGCGAGCAUUGGCGAAAAAUGAGGCGUAUUAUGACACUUCCAUUUUUCACUAACAAAGUGGUGCACCAAUAUAGUGAUAUGUGGGAGAAUGAGAUGGACUUAGUUGUUAAUGACUUGAAGAAUGAAAAAGUGAAAUAUGAGGGAAUUGUGAUUAGGAAACGAUUGCAGCUGAUGCUGUAUAACAUUAUGUAUCGAAUGAUGUUUGAUGCAAAGUUUGAGUCCCAAAAUGAUCCUUUGUUCAUUGAGGCAACAAAGUUUAAUUCAGAGAGAAGCAGAUUAGCUCAGAGCUUUGACUACAAUUAUGGUGAUUUUAUCCCUUUGCUUAGACCAUUCUUGAGAGGGUACCUUAACAAGUGCAAAGACUUACAAACAAGGAGACUUGCAUUUUUCAACAAUUAUUUUGUAGAGAAAAGAAGGAAAAUAAUGGCUGAAAAUGGAGAAAAGCACAAGAUAUGUUGUGCUAUUGAUCACAUAAUAGAUGCUGAAAUGAAAGGAGAAAUAAGUGAGCAAAAUGUACUCUAUAUUGUGGAGAAUAUCAAUGUUGCAGCAAUUGAAACAACUCUAUGGUCUAUGGAAUGGGCCAUAGCUGAGCUUGUAAAUCAUCCCAUUGUUCAACAGAAGAUUAGGGAUGAAAUCUCAACAGUCCUCAAAGGAAAGUCAGUCACAGAAUCAAACCUACAUGAGCUGCCUUACUUGCUAGCAACAGUAAAUGAAACAUUAAGACUCCACACACCAAUACCUUUACUUGUACCCCAUAUGAACCUUGAAGUAGCAAAGCUAGGUGGUUACAUUAUUCCUAAAGAAACUAAGGUGGUUGUGAAUGCGUGGUGGCUGGCAAACAACCCUGCUUGGUGGAAAAACCCAAAUGAAUUCCGGCCCGAGAGGUUUCUUGAGGAGGAUAGCAGCACUGAGGCAGCUGUUGCUGGUGGCAAAGUGGAUUUCAGGUACCUGCCAUUUGGUAUGGGGAGGCGGAGCUGCCCCGGAAUCAUCCUUGCACUGCCAAUUCUGGGGCUUGUCAUAGCCAAACUGGUGUCAAAUUUUGAAAUGCAGGCUCCCCCAGGUGUGGAAAAAGUUGAUACAAGUGAGAAAGGAGGGCAGUUUAGCUUGCACAUUGCAAAACAUUCCACGGUUGUCUUCAAGCCUAUUGCUGCAUAAUAUGCUUAAGGCAUCCUUGUCUUAAUUAUAUUUGCCUUACCAGAAAGCAAAACUACUAUGUUACUCGAUAAAGAUUUCAAUGAAUAUUACAGUUUUUGUUA
Nicotiana attenuata is the source of this 1744-nucleotide messenger RNA. RefSeq names its product cytochrome P450 CYP73A100-like. Lineage: Eukaryota; Viridiplantae; Streptophyta; Magnoliopsida; Solanales; Solanaceae. The transcript is spliced from 2 exons. The coding region runs from base 45 to 1643 and encodes 532 amino acids. Gene Ontology annotation, molecular function: oxidoreductase activity, acting on paired donors, with incorporation or reduction of molecular oxygen; monooxygenase activity; heme binding. The record is from RefSeq and is a predicted model, not a curated record.